AUGGGCCGCGUUCGCAUCAAAACCGUGAAGAAGGCAGCCCAGGUCAUCAUUGAGAAAUACUACACACGCCUGGGUAAAAACUUCCACACGAACAAGCGCGUGUGCGAGGAGAUCGCCAUUAUUCCCAGUAAGAAACUCCAGAACAAGAUAGCAGGCUAUGUCACACAUCUGAUGAAGCGGAUUCAUAGAGGGCCUCUGAAAAUCAAAGAACCGCUGGACUCCACUUUUUUAGUGUUACCAGACACUAAAAAUAGCCAGGAAAAGAAAAUAGGAGAGCAAAAUUACAGGGGAAACAAGAGAGAAAUCAGAGUUAGAGGAAAUACCAGUGGUUUAAGAGAAACUGUAGCAAUGAGAAAGGAACUCCACAUAAUAGCAAAUAAAGGAUUUAUUUCUAGCAAAAUUAGAAUACACUUUUUGCUUUUAAAGGAGACACUGUACAUUGUCUACUAA
Messenger RNA from Elephantulus edwardii (Cape elephant shrew), 450 nucleotides. RefSeq names its product 40S ribosomal protein S17-B-like. Gene Ontology annotation, biological process: translation. Gene Ontology annotation, cellular component: ribosome. The record is from RefSeq and is a predicted model, not a curated record. The coding region runs from base 1 to 450 and encodes 149 amino acids. NCBI's taxonomy places the organism in Eukaryota, Metazoa, Chordata, Mammalia, Macroscelidea, Macroscelididae. The transcript has 2 exons. Gene Ontology annotation, molecular function: structural constituent of ribosome.